Messenger RNA from Phragmites australis (common reed), 1901 nucleotides. RefSeq names its product aspartic proteinase-like protein 1. Gene Ontology annotation, molecular function: aspartic-type endopeptidase activity. The record is from RefSeq and is a predicted model, not a curated record. NCBI's taxonomy places the organism in Eukaryota, Viridiplantae, Streptophyta, Magnoliopsida, Poales, Poaceae. Bases 215 to 1777 code for a protein of 520 amino acids. Gene Ontology annotation, biological process: proteolysis. The transcript is spliced from 10 exons.
UCCCCGUCUUCCUGCCUUUUGCGCUAACUUCCAGACCACCAUCACCACCUCCACACCACCGCCCCAGCUCCCCUCCCACCCCUUCCACGCUCUCCCACCCAACACCGCCUCCGCGCCUCCCGCUCGCGAAACCCUAGCCCCAGAUCCUCUCCUCGCGGCCACCGCGCCGCAUUACCCUCAGAUCCACCCCCGCGAGCUCAGCUCAGAUCCAACCAUGCGCCUCCGCGCCCCCCUCCUACUGCUGCUGCUCGCUGCAGCGGCGGCGGCAGCGUGGCCGGCCGCGGCCGCGGCGAAGCUCUCUUCGAGGAUGGUGCACCGACUGUCCGACGAGGCGCGGCUGGAGGCGGGCGCGCGUGGGGGGCGGUGGCCGCGACGCGGGAGCGGGGAGUACUACCGCGCGCUGGUCCGGAGCGACCUCCAGCGGCAGAAACUGCGGGUCGGCGGCAAGUUCCAGUUGCUCUCGCUCUCCAAGGGCGGCAGCAUCUUCUCCGGCGGCAACGAUUUCGGCUGGUUAUAUUACACUUGGGUGGAUGUUGGGACGCCAAGCACCUCCUUUCUGGUCGCAUUGGAUACUGGGAGUGACUUGUUCUGGGUGCCUUGUGAUUGUAUCCAGUGUGCUCCUUUGUCUGGCUACCGUGGAAAUUUGGAUAGAGAUCUUGGAAUUUACAAGCCAACUGAAUCAAAAACGAGUCGGCAUCUGCCCUGCAGUCAUGAGCUAUGCUUAUUGGGUUCAGGCUGUGCAAACCCAAAGCAGCCUUGCCCAUACAAUAUUAAGUACUUUUCCGGGAAUACAACCAGCUCUGGCCUGCUAAUUGAGGAUACAUUACGCUUGGAUUCCAGGGAGGGCCAUAUACCAGUGAACGCUUCGGUUGUUAUAGGCUGUGGUAGAAAGCAAAGUGGUGACUAUUUGGAUGGUAUUGCGCCGGAUGGACUUCUUGGCCUCGGAAUGGCAGAUAUAUCAGUUCCUAGCUUCCUUGCAAGAGCUGGACUGGUUCGGAAUUCCUUCUCCAUGUGCUUUAAGCAAGAUGACUCUGGGAGAAUUUUCUUUGGAGAUCAAGGAGUGUCUACUCAACAGUCUACGCCAUUCGUUCCUUUGUAUGGCAAACUUCAAACUUAUGCUGUUAACGUCGUCAAUUCUUGUAUUGGACACAAGUGUCUUGAAGGUACUAGCUUCCAGGCUUUAGUUGAUAGUGGAACAUCAUUUACUUCUCUUCCUCCCGAUGUUUACAAGGCUGUCACAAUGGAGUUUGACAAACAAAUUAAUGCUUCAAGAGUAGCUUAUGAUGACAGUACUUUGAAAUAUUGCUACAGUGCUAGUCCUCUUGAGAUGCCAGAUGUGCCAACCAUAACUGUGACAUUUGCUGCAAACAAGAGCUUCCAGGCUGUUAAUCCUAUCCUUCGGUUUAAUGACCAACAGGGAGCGCUCGCUGGGUUCUGCUUAGCUGUGCUGCCAUCAUCAGAACCUAUCGGAAUUAUUGCACAGAAUUUCAUGGUCGGGUACCAUGUAGUUUUCGACCGAGAAAACAUGAAGCUGGGCUGGUACCGGUCUGAAUGCCAUGACGUUGACAACAGCACGACUGUACCCUUAGGUCCAUCGCAGCACAACAGUCCAGAGGACCCGUUGCCGUCGAACGAGCAGCAGACUUCCCCCGCCGUGACGCCUGCAGUCGCAGGCACGGCUCCGCCCUCUAGUGGAUCGACGAAUCUGCAGGAGCUCCUUGCUAGCUCUAACCCGUUGCUGUUACUGACAAUGUCCACUGUGUUCUUCAUCUCAUGAACAACAGAUAUAAUCCUAACCGAUAGCCCUGUAUAUUGUAUGUGCUUCAUAUUUGGUGUUUUUUUUUUUUGCUCUAGAGAUUAAUAGAUCAGCUAUAUUUUGCUCAGUGCCCCUUUGCUUAGAA